UCCCGGCACCCGGUGCGCGCGGCCUUCGGGAGGCGGGGCUGCUCAGGCUCUCUGCCGGGCAGCGGCGGCUGCCUGCGCUCUCCGCUCCUAGGUCUGCGCCGGCGGAUCCUCUCCUGGUGUCUGGAUUCUCGGGCCCUGCUAAACAUUUACCAUUUUGGAGUUUAAAGGAUGACAUCAUGGCAAAAUUUCGAAGAAAGACUUGCUUCAUUUUGUCACUUUUUAUUCUGCUUUUUUUCUCUCUGAUGAUGGGUUUAAAAAUGCUGAGACCAAAUCAAGCAGCUUUUGGAGAUCCUUUUGGACUUGACCUUCUUCCAGAAAUUCGGCAACAAACUCCUCAUUUGAUGAAAGUUUUUGAUUCCCAAAAGAGUGACAAAAUCAACAAUGAAACCAACAUCAAGAACUUAAAAACUGAGGAAAUCACUAUGAAAGCUUCCUUAGCCUCUGAACCUCGUCCAGAAGAACUGCCACCUCUGAAUUAUUAUUUACAUGUAUUUUAUUACAGUUGGUAUGGAAAUCCACAAUUUGAUGGUAAAUACAUACAUUGGAACCAUCCAGUUCUCUCACACUGGGACCCUGGGAUAACCAAGAAAUACCCCAAAGGGAAGCACAACCCCCCUGAUGACAUUGGCUCCAGGUUUUAUCCUGAGUUGGGAAGUUACAGCUCUCGGGAUCCUUCUGUCAUUGAAACUCACAUGAAACAAAUGCACUCAGCUUCAAUUGGUGUACUAGCCCUAUCUUGGUACCCACCUGAUUUGAAUGAUGAGAAUGGAGAACCUACUGAUAACUUGGUACCAACUAUUUUGGAUAAAGCUCAUAAAUAUAAUCUGAAGGUCACUUUUCAUAUUGAACCAUAUAAGAAUCGAGAUGAUAAAAGCAUGUACCAAAAUGUCAAGUACAUUAUAGACAAAUAUGGAAAUCAUCCUGCCUUUUACAGGUACAAGACUAAGAACGGCAAUGCUCUUCCAAUGUUUUAUAUCUAUGAUUCCUAUAUCACAGCAUCUCAAAAAUGGGCCAAUCUGUUAACCAGCUCAGGGUCUCAGAGCAUUCGCAACUCUCCUUAUGAUGCAUUGUUUAUUGCACUUCUAGUAGAUAAAAAGCAUAGAUAUGGAAUUCUUCGAGGUGGUUUUGAUGGAAUUUACACAUACUUUGCCACAAAUGGCUUUACGUAUGGCUCAUCCUUUGAAAACUGGGCUAACAUAAAAUAUUUUUGUGAUCAGUUCGACCUAAUGUUCAUCCCAAGUGUGGGUCCAGGAUACAUAGAUACCAGCAUCCGACCGUGGAACUCUCAGAACACUCGUAACCGAGUCAACGGGAAAUAUUAUGAGACUGCUCUGAGAGCUGCACUCCAAGCCCAUCCCAGUAUAAUUUCCAUCACCUCUUUUAAUGAGUGGCAUGAAGGAACUCAGAUUGAAAGAGCUGUUCCCAAAAGAACCAGUAAUAUCGUGUACCUGGAUUACCGGCCUCAUAAACCAAGUCUUUAUCUAGAGCUAACUCGCAAGUGGUCUGAAAAAUACAGAAAGGAAAGAGCAAUUUAUGCAUUAGGUCACCAGGAACUUAGCACACAACCUGUUUCUUAAUGGAUUGAUUUAAGUUUAAUAAUUAUAGAAAUUACCUAAUUUCAGUACAUUCCUUUUGUUUUGAGUUAUGGGAAGAAAACAGUCAAAAUCAACAUGUACUGUUACCAUUAUCUCUAAUAAAAAUAAUUUGUACAUUGUUAAGGAUAGUAAUAUCAUUGCCACCUUUCACAGUGUUACACUGAGAGAAAAGUUGUGCAAAUAAUAUUCCUUAUGGCAUAAAUUUGCUGAAUCUGUGACUGGAAUUGAAAUCUUGCUUUGAUAGCUGUUUUUAUUUCACAAUAGGCAGUUGCUUGUGUUUCAAAGAGUAGUUAGCACACAGUUAAUCCUACUAGUAUUCUGCACCCAAAGAAACAGAACUGUAUAUAUAUUUGAUAUGUCUGUUGAAGAACAAUGAUGUAAAAGAUAAUAUACAUGGUUCAUUUUUUAAUGAUCUAAUCAACUUUGUCCUAUUAGCAUUCAGACUCUGGAAAACAUUCCAAUAAUUCUUCAGAAGAAAAUAUGCCUUAAGCCUUACUGAGAUGAGGCCUGCUUUCUGUAACACAAUAUAUAUCAUCAUAGGCAGAUUUCUGGUUUCCUAGACCUUGCUAGGUAUUUGGCAUGUCUAAUGUUUCUACUUUGUAAUGAUGAAUUCCAGACUUCAGAAGGAAAAUCUUUUCAUAAAGGCUUUUCAUAAAAGUUAAGAAUUGCUUCUCAGUUAUUGAAAAAACAUAGCUGAUUUACAAGUAUUAUGGAAAUACAAUGCCUAAAAUACUAUUUUUAGGCUAUCUUGUCAGUCUUUAACUUGUUGUUUUAUUAUUCAUGUUUUUAAAUUUAAUGUUAAUUAGAGAUGAAUUGUUAAGAAAAGUUGAUACUAACAUUGGAUUGCCACCUUUUAAGUUUUUAAGCUAUUUUUACUAAAGCUAACAGAGAAAAUUUACUUAGCAUUUCAGAUUUUAAGGAUAUGGAAAUAAAAUUUCAUUCCUAAGUUUGACUUUUUAUUAGAUAUAACAUUUAAGAAUGGAAAUAUUUUAUUUAAAAGACUUUAAAUUAUUGUAUAUAAUAAUAUCCCCAUCUAAAAACAUUAUGCUUUUAUGUUACCUAAUAGGUUAAAGACUUGUGGUCUGCUGUCAUAUUGUGACAAAUUGACCAUCUGUAAAAAAUGAAUCUCUUUAAAAGCUAGAGAAUAAAAGACACUCUGUUAUUUUAGUUAAUAUUUGUAACUAGAACUAUAGAAAAAAAAACUAAUAUAUAUGCUCUUACAUGAAUAUUUUUUAGAUAUUUAUUCAAUGUUAACAAUACAGAAUACACAUAGUCAGGAUAUAAGGACGUUCAUUCAGAAACAAAUAGUGGAAUUUGUCAUAAAUGUCAUUGUCUAAUGAGUUAUUUUUAAGCAGUGCUUUCAAAGCAAACUAGCAUGUCUUUGAAAAGAGGCAUGAUUAAUGUUAAACUGAUUUAUAACUUGAGAAUUUUCCAUAUCUCAGAAUAUUCAGACCAUGGGAAAUUAGUACAUUAGUAAUUAGUAAAUUCACUUUCUAGAGGAAAUUACAAGAAUAACUCGCUAUAAUAUUAUAACCAUCUUCAUAGGAACACUCAUGCUGAUAUAACCUGUGGAUUUUUUUUUGUUUUUAUUACACUCAGUUUGCCACUGUAUGUUUUCUUAGGGAUAAACUCUAAAUAUGCCAUACCUAAUAAUUUUUAUAACUUACUAUAUUUUAUUAAAGUUUAGCUAGAUAUCUACCACAGGAAUUUUUGUCUUUGCUUAUGUUAUAUGCUUGAACCCAUAGUAACAGACAGUUUUAUGAAACAGUUCUGAGGUUAAGAGAAA
Molecule: messenger RNA, 3381 nt
Organism: Dama dama (fallow deer)
Lineage: Eukaryota; Metazoa; Chordata; Mammalia; Artiodactyla; Cervidae
Gene: MANEA
Product: mannosidase endo-alpha
Exons: 5
Coding region: 177-1577 (466 amino acids)
Cellular component (GO): Golgi apparatus
Molecular function (GO): alpha-mannosidase activity
Source: RefSeq, a predicted model, not a curated record